This is a messenger RNA of Scleropages formosus (Asian bonytongue), 4034 nucleotides long. RefSeq names its product wolframin-like. Lineage: Eukaryota; Metazoa; Chordata; Actinopteri; Osteoglossiformes; Osteoglossidae. The coding region runs from base 115 to 3009 and encodes 964 amino acids. The record is from RefSeq and is a predicted model, not a curated record. Gene Ontology annotation, cellular component: endoplasmic reticulum membrane; endoplasmic reticulum. The transcript is spliced from 9 exons. Gene Ontology annotation, biological process: endoplasmic reticulum unfolded protein response; calcium ion homeostasis. Gene Ontology annotation, molecular function: protein binding.
CUGGACCUCAUGCCUUCCUCCUGGUCCAACAGCUUGGUCGCUUCACGCAGCAGUAGAAGAGGGUGAUGGAGACCCUGCAAGAUCUGAUGGCUACAUGAACGCGUUCAACAUACCAUGGAUGUGGUGGAUCCUCAUCCCCCCAUCUCAUCAUCAGCUGAUUCUGGCCCACCGUCAUCCACCUCCAAUUGCCUUCCAGAAGCAAUGUUCUCUGCUCAUGCUCCGAGUCCUUGUCUGCCUGCAAACCCAGCACCCUCCUCCCUUGGGCCACGGCACUCCAAGCACAGUGCCACUGGGGGUUUUGCUGCUCUUGCAAAGCAGCUGGUGAUGCAGGAGAGGAUGAUUGCAGCUGGUCAGCUGGGAGAGGUUCCUUCUGCUCCACCUUGUGAAAGCUCUCUAUCAGACACAGAAACAGAGGCUGUGAUGGAGUUGCCUUUUGAGGAGUUGCAGGAGAAAGCGAAGGCUGGAGACACCCACGCGCAAACCAGCCUGGGAAGGUGCUACCUAGCGCUGGCUGAGGAGAAGAACGAGGAGAUCUACAACCAAAGGGCUGUGGACUGGCUGAUAAAGGCUGCCAGAUACGGCCGUAGGGAUGCCACCAAACUCCUACAGAGCUGCUGGACACAAAAGAAAGGUAUAACUGAAGAGAAUGAGGAGGAGGUGAGGAAGCUGUCAACAGAAAACAAGUUCGAGCAGGGAGUGCGUAAAGCUGCGCUGCUCAUGUACUGGAAGCUGAACCCCGACAAGAAGAAGAAGGUGGCUGUGUCCGAGUUGCUGGACAAUAUGGGACAAGUCGGCGUUCAGACGGAUGGAUCUGCCACAGCCAGUUGUGUCUCUACCUCUAUCCGGAAACAGCGGAAAGUUCUGGAGAACAUGGUCUCCAAAAAGUCCGGUAAAUACGUGGGGCUGGACGAUUUUGUGGAAAUCACCAAGAAGUACGCCCAGGGCAUCACUAGCUCACCGCUGCUUGAACCUCGCACUGAAGAUGAUGGGACGGCGACUGGGAGUAGCCUGGCCCUGCACAAGAAGGAGGACCCCAGAAGCGGGCUUCCCACAGCAUCUGCCAAGUCCACCUGCAAGCGGAUGCAGACUGCCAGAUGGGGAAUGGGGCGGGACAGCAGAACCAGCGCCAUGUCCAGAGCCUUGAACAUACAGUCCCACUUCCUGAUCCUGAAGUUCCCUCUGCAUUAUCUGGUGGAAAUGAAGGAGCAUGUGGUGGACUGGGGGUCACGUGCUGGGGUCCAGUGGCUCAGCACCAUUAUCCCCACUCAUCAUGUCAAUGCCCUCAUCUUUUUCUUCAUCCUGAGCAACCUUACCAUAGACUUCUUUGCCUUCCUCAUCCCACUGCUUAUAUUUUAUCUCUCCUUUGUGUCGAUGGUGAUCUGCACCCUGCGGGUGUUCCAGAACAGCAAGGCCUGGGAGAACUUUCGGGCCCUCACCACCUUGCUCACCACUUUCGAGCCCAGUCUUGAUCUAGAACAGGCUGAGACCAACUUUGGCUGGAACAAUCUGGAGCCCUACCUCUACUUCAUCCUCUCAGUCUUCUUCGUUAUCUUUUCCUUCCCUGUAGCUGACAAGGCAUGGAUACCAUGUUCUGAAUUGGCCACAGUUGCCAUCUUCUUCACAGUGGCAAGUUACAUAAGCCUGGGCCCAUCAGCACAGAUGUACACAAGGCUGGCGCUUGUCACCGAGGUGGCAUCAUCUCUUUGCAAUAUGACCAAGCAGCUGCCAGAGAGCAUGGCCGUUGCCCGCCUUCUUGGGAAGACUUUCAUGACGAUACCACUCGGUGACUUUGUGGUCCUGAAGCUCAGCAUCCCAUGCUUUCUCUAUAUGUACCUGUUCUACCUGUUCUUCCGGAUGGCACAGAUGCGGGGCUUCCGGGGCACCUAUUGCUUCCUGGUGCCCUACAUGGUGUGCUUCAUGUGGUGUGAGUUUUCCGUGGUGCUGCUGCAGAACUCCACCGCUGUGGGACUCAUCCGUACCUGUGUGGCUUAUUUUCUCUUCCUGUUUGCCCUGCCUGCACUCACCUUAGGCCUAGUAGCAAUGUUCCUGGUGCAGAUAGUCAAGUGGUUCCUUGAGCUGGAGCUGACAAAGAUGCUGGUGACCCUGGCUGUGUGCGCGGUGCCUGUCAUGCUGCGGCUCUGGACACGCUUCAGCUUAUCCCUGCUGGACGUCGUUCGGUCCGUGUCACGAAGCAAUGUGGUCAAGCUCAUCCUCGUGUGGAUCUCGGCUGUCAUCUUCUUCACCUGCAUGUACGUGUACAGUUCUGAGGGAAUGAAGGUGUACAACUCCACCCUAACCUGGCAGCAAUAUAGUGAAAUGUGUGGCUCUGAGGCCUGGCGGGAGUCUACCACUGCCCAAACACAGAUCCUCUGCAGCCACCUGGAGGGUCACCGCGUCACCUGGAUGGGGCGAGUUAGACAUGUGCGUGUGGCAGAGGCGGAAAACGGUGCCCAGUCUGUCAUAAACCUGUUACCUGCAUUUAUCGGCAACUGGAUGCGCUGUCUAUAUGGUGAACCCUACCCUAAGUGCGAUGGCAAGAAUGCAACGGCUGCUAUCCAGACAAGCAAGCAAGAGCUGGAGAAUGAAGAACAGCAGCAGCUGUGCCGCCUGAAGGCCCUAGCAAAGCACGAGUGUCAUGUGAAACGCUUCGACAGCUACAGGUUUGAGGUGACGGUUGGAAAACCUCCGGACCAGCAGGGGGUGCUCAAGAAGGAUGACCCCAGUGAGGACAUCAUACUGAAGGCUAGUCACGAGUUCAAGGCCACACUGCUGAACGUGGGCCUUGGCAGCCUUGUGGAGUUCAGCACAGUGCUUGAGGUCAAGCUGGGCAGCAAGCUGCCCGUGUUCGAGCUCCACUCGAUACACUGUCUGGACUGUCAAUCCGGCCUGAUGCCAGCAGGAAAGCAGUACAAGAUUGAGCCGGACUGGCGGGGCACGGCCAUAUGUGCCAUUGAGUUUGCCUUCAAUUUCUUUUUCUCCCCAUUCCUGUCAGCACGUAUAAACAAGUAGUCCUUUCUGAGCACUCUGACAAGAAGUGCAUAGUGUCACACUAAGGAGAAAGCUGGAUUGUGCCACUUUUUUAAAUGAUUCUGACAAAUGUCUAACUGCAAUUAAGAAAUACUAGUGAAAAAGUAUUUUGCAUUUUUUAUUUCUGCCAUAUUUUUAAUAUACAUUUUGAUCAGUAUGCAAGUCUUAAAAGACAGAUGGAUGCACAUGUUCCAUUUUAGUAAAGCGGUCAUCAAUUCCAAAGUGCAGAAAUACACUAAACUCAGGAAAAACUAUAGAAACAACUAUUAUUUCUCAAAGAACAGAAGCACUUAAUAAAGGACAAGUAAAAGUAACAGACUGUUAAACAAAGCAAUGGUACAAACUUAUGCAAAAAGCGGCAUCUGAAUGAAUUUCAAGAUUAGAGUAAACCUUCAUUGCACUGUGUCUGUUUCAUCACUAUGUCUUUAUGAAAGUUUUUUCUUAAACUGUGUGUUUACUGUGAGAACUGCUGUAUAAGGGAGAUUCCUCAUUUUGUUUCAACUCAGUGCUGUGAAUGAACUUGUAAAAGUCACUGUUGCACUGCUUUGUGUACAUGUUAUUCUGACCCCUCGCUGUGAAAGAACUCUAAAAAGUGUGUCCACAUAAAAUGGAACAUGCACAGUAAAGUGACUUGUAAUUUUUAGCAGCCAGUUAGUGGGACAAAACAUACAUGUUGCUUUUUUCUGAAUUAUGUGAAAAUAUCCUAUCAAUCACACAAGUCAGUCUGAUAUGCUUCCUGUGACCGCAGUUGGACAAUCAGGCAAGAGUCACACUGUCUGUGCUCAGAUUUGUGAGAAACUACGUUUAAUGAGUGUGGUAGAGUAAAAAUAUGGUUAGGAGCCACUGCAGUAUUAUUCAGCAAAAUAUUAAUUAUUAACAUCAAUAAGUAUCAACUUUGUUUACACUUUUAAAGAGGUAAAUUUCACGUUCAGUGUUUGUGAAUUUCAGUCUGUAUAAUAAUGUAGUGUUUCAGUUGCCUAUUAAAAGAAUUAUUCCUAUUUAUAGAA